Messenger RNA from Polychytrium aggregatum, 876 nucleotides. Its product is annotated as kinase-like domain-containing protein. Lineage: Eukaryota; Fungi; Chytridiomycota; Chytridiomycetes; Polychytriales. The annotation marks the transcript as partial. The record is from RefSeq and is a predicted model, not a curated record. The transcript has a single exon. Gene Ontology annotation, biological process: protein phosphorylation. Gene Ontology annotation, molecular function: ATP binding; protein kinase activity.
AUGACCAGCAGAGCAACAGUCCGUCCAGCUCCCGAGCGCCCUUCCUGGUUCAUCCCUGACGACGCCGUCACCGACUGGUCCCAAGAACACGUUGCGGUCGGUGGCUAUGGCGAAGUCUUUACUGCUUUCUACUAUGGCUCUAAAGUUGCUGUGAAGCGUCUCCAUGCUCAUUUCGAUGACGAUGCCCUCACGUACUUUGCCCGUGAAAUCGGAGUCUGGCAUCGCCUGAGCCACCCGUAUAUCCUCCCUCUCCUUGGUGCCUGCGACAAGGACACCAGGGGUAAAUUCAUCCGCCCCUUCAUGGUCUCGCCGUUCAUGCCCAACGGAACCUUGCUCAAGUACGUCUCGGAUCCAAACAACCCUCGGUCCACCGAGGAAAAACUACGUCUGCUCUACCAGGUUGCUGCCGGUGUGGCGUAUCUCCACGGAAACAGCAUCAUCCAUGCUGACCUCAAAGCCGCCAAUGUUCUCUUGGACUCCUCUUUCAACGCGGUUCUGACCGAUUUUGGCCUCUCCCGAACCAAGCGCACCUCUGAGUCAGCGGCUCGUGCCAGGACCAGCGCUUUCGAAGGGGGAACUCAAGGUUACAUGGCACCCGAGAUGCUCGAUGGCGAUGAGCCAGCAGGCAACUCGAAGCUGACCGACGUUUUUGCCUUUGCUGUUACCAUCUACGAAGUUAUCAAUAACGGCAAGGUGUGGAUCACCAAGGACAAUACUCCCAUGCAGCCCUUUCAGAUUGGUUUUCAGAUCUGCAGCGGGAAACGCCCCAAACGCUUCGAUGGCAUCCCCGAUGAUAUCUGGGAUCUCAUCGAGCGCUGCUGGGCUCAGAGCCCCUCGGACCGUCCUUCUUUUGCCGAGAUCCUUGUCGCUCUCCAA